AUGGUGACUACCAGGUCUCAGGAACGCAAGAAAGCUUCUUUCACCUCGCCCUUUCCUCUAGCAGAAGCGGACUCGGCGUGGUCACCCGAUGCUGGAAUAACGCCGUCCAGGAAACCCAAGACACCCUCUGCGAGUAUUCCUGCCCGCGAGACCAGUCUUGGCCCACCAGUGAAGAAGAACAAGAUUGAAGUCGUCAUAAAUAUAGCACCGAAUCAAGAGAUAACGCCAAAUCUUCUCCGCCAGGAGGGACCACAAUACCAAGGCAACGAAAUGGGACAGAUAAUUUCGCAGAGCCAGUCUGCGAAUGUCGGCCUUCCCUCUGUAUCAGACGGGCUCGAGGGUACCUCGUCCCAUGAUGCAGCCAAAACUAUGCAAGCCGACGUCAAGGAGGCUGCGGAAAAAAUACCCCAAGAUGGUCGAGAUGUACAGACUACACUUGCGGACCGCUCGAAGCGCCCUGUGUCACCAUCCUCCACAUCGGCAUCCACCCCCAAAAGACGGCGGUUCUCUAGCGGAAGCCCGGAGGAAGUGAUGCCUGAGGCGAGUAUUCUCAAGGAGCAGCGUUCAGGUGCUGCUGAUCAAGGCGGUGAAGAGGAGUCGGAGGAUGAUUCCGCGCCCGAAGUGGUCAGCAGCUCCGUUGCUGCACAACAAGUCUGGGGAGUGCCGAAUUCUUCGCUACAGCGCACGAAACGCAAAACACGGAGAACACUAAGGAAUGUUGACGAGGGCGAUGACCGGCCAAUGUCAGGGUCGGACAUGACAACAACCUCGAAGCCACAGAACCGAGACCCAGAACAAGACACAGCCGGAGAACCCACUGCAUCAGGUCGAAUACCUCAACAAAGUGGUGCAGAGAGCGACACGGGUCAGGCGCCAAUGCCCACUACGGACAACUCGAGCCCCGUCCGAACAUCUCAAGAGACCAUCGAGAUUAUCAAUGCAUCGAGGAGUGAUGAAGCCCUGAUGCCGGCAGAUGCCACGACUCAAUCAGCCGAAGAUGAAACACGACCCUUGGACCCUGAAAAUAUUGACACAGCCGCUCAGUUGGAGCUUUCUAAGCCGCUGGGAGAGGAAGAUAUUUCCGCCUCCAUUGAGAUCAAUCAUCGAAUGGAUCCAGAACAGGAGGAUCAACAUGCGGUGAACCUGUCGAACUCCCUAUCGCAAGCCUCGAGUGCCGACACUCCAAACCUACCAUCACGAGGACAAGCCGAAAUAGAAGUGAAUGCCGAGUCUAAUGCCAUGAAUCCCAGUCUGGGAGUUCACCUAGGUGCCACGCUAGAAGUCCGAACGAAAAGGGUCGGCGGCGUGGACACGGGAUUGAUUGAGUCAUGCAGUCGAUCUCAUGGAGCCGAGAGUAUUCAGGUGAAGAUGCCUAAUGUGAAAACCCCUACGUCUCGGAACCGCUCACUGUCUCGAUCAUCGCUCCAUGCGCCACAAGUUUUGUCGAGGCCAAGGCCAUCAUCUCUACAACAAUACAGAACUCAACUAUUAGACCGACAUCCCAGAAGUGCGAAUUGGGGACCGCCAGGUUUCCGGAAGUCCAAGUUUGUUGGGGUGUGA
Fonsecaea nubica is the source of this 1560-nucleotide messenger RNA. RefSeq lists its product as hypothetical. The coding region runs from base 1 to 1560 and encodes 519 amino acids. The transcript has a single exon. Lineage: Eukaryota; Fungi; Ascomycota; Eurotiomycetes; Chaetothyriales; Herpotrichiellaceae. The record is from RefSeq and is a predicted model, not a curated record.